Aspergillus welwitschiae is the source of this 816-nucleotide messenger RNA. RefSeq lists its product as uncharacterized. Lineage: Eukaryota; Fungi; Ascomycota; Eurotiomycetes; Eurotiales; Aspergillaceae. Bases 1 to 816 code for a protein of 271 amino acids. The transcript has 3 exons. The record is from RefSeq and is a predicted model, not a curated record.
AUGCGUUUCGAUAAUUUAACCAUCGACGAAAUUGAUAGGAAGUAUCCGGAUAUUCUGUAUCCAAGCAAUGAUGAGCUCCUUGACGCUGCAUCACAUCUGAUCGAAUUUACGCAGAUACUGAAAAAUAAAGAUAUCUUGCGUACCACACUUGUGGGAAUUACAGGAGGUCUUGCUGUCAUGCAUCAUUGCCCCGAUCGCCUGCCCAGCAUUGCAUGUAAUAGAAAAGAAGAUAUUGACAUCGUCCUGGACUUAGCAGAUUCAACCCUGGAAGACCUUAAGGACGCAUUGCUAUACUAUUACUCGCAGAUCUUCAUAAAACACCGUCAAACGCUUUACAUGCGGACACCAUGGGGUAAAGUGAGGCUUGACUUCAAGAUAAUCCCUGCAAGCCGGAAAUUGAAAGGAAUGCAGUAUCUGUCCGUUCUUGAACUGACAGAUUUACCAUUUGUCAACAAGAUAGACCUCAUGACGUCUAAGAUAUACGACGUUCACCCUGAUCCUUUGCCCUCACCUUGGGGAGAGCCUGAAACCGCGAGAGCUAUUCACCAUGGGACAGAUGCGCUCAGACUGGCUCUGUUAUCCGAUCAGGGAAAGAAAAUCAUUCUCACUGUGAGGCAAGCUAUGCGGAUAAGAAGGGCGUUCCGCUCUUUAGAAAAUUAUACCGGCAUUCCAGGCGUUCAGUGGCUUGAGUUGUUUCUCGUCCGCGGCAGAUAUUAUCAUAAUCGUCCGACUGAGAUUGUGGAUCUGGAGAAGGCUUUCUUUUUGUUGGAAAUGGGCAAGUACAAACGAGAAAUAUCAGACCCAUGGUACUACUAG